GACGGGCGGUUUGUCAGUUCACCCAUGCUGUGUGGGCAUGGCAUUGCAUUAAUAACAUUUGUAUAAUCAAUAUAGACGACUAAAAGGAUUUUUAAAGAACUGACAUUGACUUCUUUCGGGCAUGCCAGUUUUAAUAAAUCCCCUUUUUCAUUAAUAUUGAAUGGCAAAGGGAGUCAAGACGUUGGAUACGUGUUAACAAGUUGACCCAGUUUACGCAUUUACAUCUAGUCUUAAUUUGUUUGUCUACGAUAACGACUGGACGUUCAGGUUAGUAACCGAUAGUGACUAUGACAAGUUGGCUAUUUAAAAGCCUUCGGCCGACACUAAUUGGACAUUGAAGAAGUAUAUUGGGGAACAUCUACCACCUGGACAAGAUAUGCGUAAUGGCGAGAUUAAAGUUUUGGGAGUUCCACAGGUGAAGAAUGAUUUGCAGGUUGGGGAGUCAGACUGGAAUUGAUUUUCAACACAUAGGAAUCCAUUAGGUUAACAACGUCAGAAAUAGCAAUCAGUGCUUGUUAAUUCUAAUGACGCAUGCUGUCGGUGUGGUGCGCGUGCAACAGUGCUAUAUUGAAAUGUUUACACGUGAUUUGACGAUUAUUUCAAAUUGACUUCAUUUGAAAAUAUUACGACAGCCAAAAUGAGUGGGCACUUACUCAAAACGUACCGUUCACAAGAAGUCGCACGUGAGCGUAAUAAGCGCGAGGACCGGAAAUUAAAUUUGAACUUAAGAGGCAAAAAUGGACCGGAAGCAGUAUACAAAUUAAAUCUGGAAAAGGUGAACCAUGAGCAGCGCGCGAUUGCACGAGAACUAGGCCGGAUACGGACGAUGGGUCCGGCACGAGCAACCGGGAAUCUACAGACACUAAGUAAGGAACAGAGUAUGGCUGAACGUCAAUUAGAGAAAAUCCGACAGGGCAUACAUAAACCAACUAACAAAACUUUAUUGACACCUGAUAAGAAAUUCCAUCACCCUGUAUUCAAUUUUACAGAUAUUCCGGUGCAAGAAACAAACACAAACGUUGCUACGAACGAAAUGAAAAAGUCGAAAGAAAGUAUGGACCAUGUCGUGGGUUUAAAAGGACAGUCCAUAGAUAGCGCUGACGGUGAAGUCGACGGUUUUAUGAUCAUCAAAUAUCUUGGAGACUUGCACAACAACACACAGAUUUAUACUAGAACACCUCCGCCCAGUGAAAGGGGUGCUAAAUCUCCCGUGUAUCGCUCCUCAAUCAAUCAGAUCGAUAUCGAUACGCCGCGCUUAGCUUUUAAACGAUUGACGGAGAUUGGCAAAAUUGAAUCCGAUCAAGCGGAACAGUCCUAUUCAGAGGCAACGCGACCUGGCAUAGAACACGAGGUUAUUAACUCGGCGACUACCAUAGAUGCUCGAUCAGGGGAAGCGAGAGGGGGCGUUCUUAAAGAAGGGACGACAAAGGUACAUAGAGAACAUAAACUGAAAGCGGGGAAGCACCAAAAGGAACAUCUCAACAUUUACACGUCGUCACUGAUAGUGCCAGAAACUUCACUGCGGAGCUCCUUACAGUCAAAUCUGUCACAGAAAAACGAGUCAUUAGAUUUGGCGACACUCGCGAACAUUGAUAUGGCCAAUGUACGGAACAAAGUGUCCAAAAGACUGACUAAGGACUAUAUCAGUGGUCAAGGGUCAGCAUUAUCAGACCCCGGAUCUAACAGGAAACAAAACAAUCGUAAAGGGACAACAUCAGCUGGCCCGGAGAUUUCGGCCGGUAACACCAACAGCGAUAUUUCUGCUUCCCCCGGCAAACAGGAACCUGAAGAUGCGCCACGACCGCGGCCAGAACGGCGGAUGUCCAAACAACAGGUCGACGAAUUGCUCCGGAAACCCGUUUUAGACCCGGAUAUGUACAAUGCGGACGGUUCCCUUAAGACAAUGUUUUCGCUGCCAAAUUUUGAUUCAUCGUAUGAAGAGGCAAAAAAGGCCCGUUAUAUACGAACAAAUGAAAAACUUGAACGAGACCGUGAACUGACCACAAAGGAAAUAUUUUCCCACAAUUAGUGUCGACAUCAACGGCAGCAGUGGGAUAGCUUCUGUCAUACUUGAUGUAUUUAUUGCAUGCUCGGUCAUCAGAAGUGCAGCACGUGCUUACGUGCGUGCGCGUGUGUUGCUAUGUCCCAGGGGAAGAACGCACACUCUGUCGAUGGAUUAAACCAGGAAUGCGCAUGGGUGAUACAACAUUUUGAUUGAGGACAAAUCAACAAGAAUGGUUUUAUUGACAUAUUUGAUGGAAAAUACUUACAACACCGGCGGAUGUGUGAUGCACGUGUCAAUGUUGAUGUCAGUUGACGGUAGUGGUCAUGACAAUGGUGUGCUGCGUGUGGACUAAAUUCGUUAAAUUUUAAUUAACUAACACAUUCAUUCGUGGCCAAACCAUGCUUCAUAUGGAUAUACAACCUAAUGUUUGAUUUCGCGUCAUGUUGGCGGAUUGUUAAAUGGUUUCUGUUGUAGACUGUGAUAUUCAGUAGAAUCGCUAAUACCUUGCAUGUCCUAUUUAUAUAAUUUGUCCUGACAAAGUUGUAUAUAUGUUAAAAUGCGACACUAAAUUUAUUAUUUAUAUUCUAUAUGUUCGUUUCAUAUCAACCAUGUAUGUGGACAAUUUGUAAAAAAAA
Molecule: messenger RNA, 2640 nt
Organism: Mizuhopecten yessoensis (Yesso scallop)
Lineage: Eukaryota; Metazoa; Mollusca; Bivalvia; Pectinida; Pectinidae
Exons: 2
Coding region: 638-2029 (463 amino acids)
Source: RefSeq, a predicted model, not a curated record